AUGUGGGACUUUUUACCAUGUUUAUUUAUUUCAAGAGAAUAUUCUUGCUUCUUUGAAAAUGUUGUCCCUAUUAUAUUUUUCAUUAUGGCAUUACCAUUUGGGUUAGAGAGUGUGAACAUCAAGUGCAAGAGUGGGAGAGCAAAGAUUCUUGGGACAUUGGUGUGCAUAGGGGGUGCAUUGUUGUUGACACUCUAUAAAGGAAAGCCCUUGUUUAACUAUGCUUCUGCAACUUCUAUAGAAAAGACAGGAACAAGUAGUAGUAGUGGAAGAUGGACCAUUGGUGUUGUGACUUUGAUUCUUGGAACACUGUUUUGGUCAUCUUGGUACAUAGUACAGUUAAGCAUAAGCAAGAGGUUCCCAUGUCAAUACUCAAGCACAGCCCUGAUGAUCUUCUUUGGAUCCAUUCAAGCAGCUUUCAGAAGCUUGUCCAUUCAACACCAUGAUUUCUCCAUUUGGGUUCUCAAUGGAAAGCUUCCGAUAAUUGCUGUUCUGUUCUUUGUGAGUCACUAA
This is a messenger RNA of Arachis stenosperma, 510 nucleotides long. RefSeq names its product WAT1-related protein At3g30340-like. The coding region runs from base 1 to 510 and encodes 169 amino acids. Gene Ontology annotation, molecular function: transmembrane transporter activity. Lineage: Eukaryota; Viridiplantae; Streptophyta; Magnoliopsida; Fabales; Fabaceae. The transcript is spliced from 3 exons. Gene Ontology annotation, cellular component: plasma membrane. The record is from RefSeq and is a predicted model, not a curated record.